AUGGCGUCGACGACUGCGAGUGCUGCCUAUGUGUCUGCAGGCAACGGCACGCAAGGCAGUUCACAGUAUCAGAAUGCCGGCGCCCAAGAGCAUCUCGCUCACCUCAACAAAAUCUUGGCUUGGAACUAUCUUUGGGCGUUGCUGGGUGUGGCCGGCGUGGCCUUUGUUUAUGCCACGUUCCGUCGCAUCGACACCCACGUCCGGCACCUGGCGUCGAUGAAUAGACCCGCGGCGCUUCGAUACUUUUCCAAACCAUCGUCGACCCUUUCUCUAAUCAAGAGCCACCUCCUCUACGCGCCUCUCCUGCACCACCGACGCGCUGGCGAGCUCAAGGUCUCCAAGCGCAUCAGCUUCGGCACCGUUCCUACACGACUCCAGGCCGUCUUCAUCUUCUUGCUCUUGGCCACGAAUGUCUUCGCCUGUGUAUGGAACAUUCCGUGGCCCGCUCCUGAACUCCAAGUCCUACCCGUCCUCCGCGACCGGUUCGGAUCCCUGUCUGUCGUCAACCUCAUCCCUAUCGUGGUCCUGAGCACAGUAAAGAAUCCCUUGAUAUGGCUGCUGGACAUCUCCUACGACACGUUCAACCUCUUGCAUCGUUGGCUGGGUCGCAUCUCCAUCUUGCAGGGGAUCGCACAUGUGAUCUGCUACCUUAUCGCAAAGGUCAAGACGGCCGGUUGGGCCGGAGUCGGCAAAUCGGUGCAGGCCAAGUUCAUCUACAGUGGCCUUAUCGCUGCCAUCGCCUUCACCGUCAUUCUCUUACAGAGCCCAAAGGUAUUGAGAGGUCUUUCGUAUGAGUUCUUUCUACAUUUCCACAUUGUCCUCGUCAUUCUCAUGUGCGUUUUCCUCUGGAUACACCUGGAUGUGAAAACGCUUCCACAGCGACACCAGCUCCUGGGCUUCAUCAUCCUCUGGGCCGUCUUUAGAGCCUGGAGAUUCGCAACCUUGCUGUACCGGAGCUUUGGGUCCAGCGUCUGCAAGGCCAAGGUAGAAGCCAUGCCUGGGGGCGCCGUGAAACUCCACAUCACCAGCCCUCGACCGUGGCAGUACCGGCCUGGACAAUCUUUGUUCCUGACCAUUCCCUCGGUCGGUCUCUGGACAGCACACCCCUUCUCGGUCGCGUGGUCCGGCAGCGAGGAGACCAUCUCAAGGAGCGACUCAACCAGGACUUUCAACGAGAAGGCUCCGAUAGUCCAGCGCAAAGAAGUUGAGGUGGACGCCCGUGGUGACCGAACGAUGUCGCUCGUCAUUAAGAAGCAUCGCGGGCUGACUCGAAAGCUCUGGGAUCGUGCAGGCAAAGCAGAAGGUCAUCUGACCGUCAAUGCUUACAUCGAAGGCCCCUACGGCCACGAACAGAGUUUGUCCAGCUACGGCACCGUGAUGCUGUUCGCGGGUGGAGUUGGCAUAACUCAUCAACUUCCGUACGUGAGAGAGCUCGUCGAGGGUUACAGCCACGGCACCGUUGCGGCCCAGAGAGUCACGCUCGUCUGGGUCAUCCGUACGGCCGAUUGUCUGGACUGGAUUCGUCCCUGGAUGCACGAGGUGCUGAACAUGGAAGGACGACGAGAAGUGUUGAAGAUCUUGGUGUACGUCACGCAAGAGGGCCUGACUCAGUCGGUCAGAAGCCCCAGCGAAACGGUCCGCAUGUCACGGGGGAGACCAGACGUGCUGUCGUUGAUGGCGCAAGAAGUCGAGCAGAAGAUGGGCUGCGUCGGGGUAAGCGUCUGUGCCGGUGGCGGGUUGGCCGACGAGGUCAGACGUUCUUCGCGUGUGUUGUUGGGCCAGGGUGCAAAUCUGGAUUUCAUGGAAGAGACCUUUGGGUGGUGA
Exophiala spinifera is the source of this 1824-nucleotide messenger RNA. RefSeq lists its product as uncharacterized. The transcript has a single exon. Gene Ontology annotation, biological process: intracellular iron ion homeostasis; copper ion import; iron ion transport. NCBI's taxonomy places the organism in Eukaryota, Fungi, Ascomycota, Eurotiomycetes, Chaetothyriales, Herpotrichiellaceae. The coding region runs from base 1 to 1824 and encodes 607 amino acids. Gene Ontology annotation, cellular component: plasma membrane. Gene Ontology annotation, molecular function: ferric-chelate reductase activity. The record is from RefSeq and is a predicted model, not a curated record.